AUGUACUCUCUGGGUCUUGCUGCGCUGUCUCUGCUCUGGGCCACUACUGGUGCCCAGGCAGCAGUUGCAAGACGGCCUCUUCCACCUCCCGUCACGGCCGAGUCGACAGCGAACUUCGGCCAUGCCACUUUUGACCAACUUAUCGAUCACAACAAUCCGAGCCUUGGGACCUUUCCCCAGCACUACUGGUGGAACUCCGAAUGGUGGGGUGGAGAGGGUUCGCCGGUUGUGCUCUUCACCCCUGGUGAGGAGGCUGCCGCUCAGUAUACCGGCUACCUGACAAACAGGACUCUCACUGGCCUUUACGCCAAAGAGAUCCAAGGCGCAGUGAUCGUGAUUGAGCACCGGUACUGGGGCAACUCAACCCCGUACGCUGAUUUGUCAACGGAGAACCUGCAGUACCUGACUGUGGGAAAUGCCGUUGCCGAUCUCGCCUACUUCGCCAACACCGUGGAUCUUCCUUUUGACACAGACAGCAGCAGCAAUGCCCAAUACGCCCCGUGGGUUUUGAGUGGAGGGUCUUACAGUGGAGCCCUUACUGCCUGGACCGAGUCAACCUCCCCUGGUACUUUUUGGGCAUAUCAUUCCACCAGUGCCCCCGUGGAGGCAAUCUAUGACUACUGGCAAUACUUUAUCCCCGUCCAAGAAGGGAUGGCGAAGAACUGCAGUCGGGACGUUACCCGCGUUGUCGACCACAUCGACAGCGUUUAUGAAGCUGGAAAUGAAAAGGAUAUCCAGGAUCUGAAGGAUAUGUUCGGUCUGGGUGACUUGGAGUUCGAUGACUUUGCAGCUGCGCUGGAGAAUGGACCCUGGCUAUGGCAGUCCAACAGCUUCUACACGGGAUAUUCCUCCUUCUUCCAAUUCUGCGACUAUGUUGAGAAUGUCGAUCCAGGCGCGAAGGAUGUACCAGGGCCAGACGGAGUUGGCCUUGAAAAGGCGCUCGCAGGAUAUGCCAAGUGGUUUAAGGAGAUUUAUUUCCCCAAAUCAUGCUCCAGCUAUGGCUACUGGACUGACCCAUACACUACCGCUUGUUACGACACAUAUAAUGCGUCAAACCCCAUGUACACCGAUCAUUCAACGGGCAAUACCAUGGACAGGCAGUGGCAGUGGCUGCUCUGCAACGAGCCCCUCUUCUACUGGCAAGAUGGCGCACCCUCCAAUGUCCCAUCUCUUGUCUCGCGAACCGUGAACGCCGCUUACUGGCAAAGACAAUGCCCCCUCUUUUUCCCCGAAGUUAAUGGUUACACCUACGGUAGCGCAGAGGGAAAGACUGCCGCGGGCGUCAAUGCAUGGACCCAGGGGUGGGAUUUGACGGACACAACUCGACUGAUGUGGGCAAACGGGUACGUUAUUGGCUCUCCUAUCUUCCAACUUUUAGCUCUUGGCUUCGUUUACAAUGUCCGCAAUAUUGACGAUAAAAUUCUUUCUAGACAAUUCGACCCCUGGAGAGAAGCCGGAGUGUCGUCAAGCACCCGCCCGGGUGGACCACUUCAGUCGCGGCCCUGGGCACCUUUGCAUAUCAUUCCUGGUGGCUUCCACUGCUCAGAUCUUAUUGUGGAGAACGGAGCUGUGAAUGAGGGUGUUCAGAAGGUCAUCGAUGCGGAGAUUGCGCAGAUCAAGUCCUGGGUAGAUGAGUACUAUAUGGAGUAUUGGUGA
Molecule: messenger RNA, 1656 nt
Organism: Penicillium cinerascens
Lineage: Eukaryota; Fungi; Ascomycota; Eurotiomycetes; Eurotiales; Aspergillaceae
Product: putative serine peptidase
Exons: 9
Coding region: 1-1656 (551 amino acids)
Biological process (GO): proteolysis
Molecular function (GO): dipeptidyl-peptidase activity; serine-type exopeptidase activity
Source: RefSeq, a predicted model, not a curated record